AGCUAUAAUGAGGCUUGUUAUUAGAAUAGCUUCAAUCCAACCACGUGCAUCAUCUUCAAUUUCCCAACCCAACCCUACUUUUUCAUCAUCUGAAUCAAAUGCAAACUCACAAUUCAACAAAUCUUUGCUCUCAUGGAACCGACUCAAGCCUCCCUCAACCAAAUGCAACUUCCCCAAACUCCGCCACAAGUGGAAGCAAUACCAAGGAAUCAACCACUGGGAAGGCUUGCUGGAUCCUCUUGACGAUGACCUACGCUGGGAAAUCCUAAGAUAUGGCCACUUUGUGGAUGCUACAUAUAGCUCCUUUGACUUUGACCCUUCUUCUCUUACCUAUGCCACAUGUCUUUACUCGAAGAAAUCGCUAUUGAACAAGUGCGGGUUGGGAAACUAUGGAUACCGAUUGACUAAAUAUCUACAUGUCACGUGUGGGAUUCACAUGCCAACAUGGAUAAAUAAAUUUUUUAAACAAGCCUGUAUCCGGUCCAACUGGAUCGGAUAUGUGGCAAUUUGCGACAACAAGAAAGAGAUUACGCGUCUUGGCCGACGUGACAUUGUAAUUGCCUUCAGGGGAACGGUUACUUGUUUGGAGUGGUUAGAAAACCUACGCGCGACCUUGACACACUUGCCGGAUCACGUGGUCGGAGAAAAUGAUGGUGUUGGUCCCAUGGUUCAAAAAGGGUUUUUGAGCCUUUACACCUCCAAAAGCACCACACGUGCAAGUUUGCAAGAAAUGGUAAGAGAAGAGAUUGGAAGAGUUAUUCAAAGAUACACCAAUGAACCACUUAGCUUAACCCUAACGGGUCACAGCCUUGGAGCCGCACUCGCAAUCCUAAGCGCGUAUGAUAUAACCACCACCUUCAAGAACGCACCAAUGGUCACGGUUAUAUCUUUUGGUGGGCCCCGCGUGGGAAACGAGAGUUUUAGGAAGCAAUUGGAACAAAAUGGAAUCAAGAUACUAAGAAUAGUAAACUCCGAUGAUGUUGUGACUAAGGUUCCGGGACUCGUGGUGAAUUUAGAUGAUGUGGCGAGUAAUGAAGAUGUCCACAUGGGAAUUUGGUCAAGAUGGUUGCACAAGUACAUAGAAGACAUGCAAUUGGUGUAUGCUGACAUUGGGCAGGAGUUGAGGCUAAGUAGCAAGGAGUUUCCAAAUCUUAACAAAGGAGAUGUUGCCAUGUGUCAUGACCUCAAGACAUACCUUCAUUUAGUGAAAAAUUUUGUAAGCUCCUCUUGCCCUUGCAAACACAAAAAAUCCACUCCAUUCAGCCACAAAUUUGGAUCAUCUCCGGGUGCUAAAUAAUAAGAUAUGAAUAUUGACAUAUGAAAAAA
Glycine soja is the source of this 1326-nucleotide messenger RNA. Its product is annotated as phospholipase A(1) DAD1, chloroplastic-like. Lineage: Eukaryota; Viridiplantae; Streptophyta; Magnoliopsida; Fabales; Fabaceae. The coding region runs from base 8 to 1297 and encodes 429 amino acids. The record is from RefSeq and is a predicted model, not a curated record. Gene Ontology annotation, molecular function: glycerophospholipase activity. The transcript has a single exon. Gene Ontology annotation, biological process: lipid metabolic process.